AAAGACGAGUUGCUUGACGCUUUAUCGUCCCGGAAGUGAAAGGUCAGAACCGGAAGAAGGUCUCUACGGCAUUCAUGAUGGCGGUCCCCUUAUGUCGGUGUUAUCAGAUGUGUUUAAGAAAAGGCUUGGUGACUUCUCCCUCUUGCCUGCCGUUUUCAAACAGACUUCAUGUUUACAGGAUACAUGAGCUCCUCAGAUGUUCUCCACAGUCUCCCCUUCUUCAGGUUAGGUAUUUGUCCGGGGAGAGAGGCGGUGGCAGGAAGGGGUUUCUUGGGGAUUUUUUGGAUAACUUGAAGCAGGAACUAAACAAGAACAAAGAAAUGAAAGAAAACAUCAAGAAGUUUCGGGAAGAGGCCAAAAAACUUGAAGAGUCGGAUGCACUGCAACAAGCUCGGAGGAAAUAUAAAAAUAUAGAAUCCGAAACAGUGAAGACAUCUGAGGUUCUGAAGAAGACAUUUGGAAACAUUUCUGAGACAGUUAAAGAGGGGCUGGAGGAGGUCAGUCGGACAGACAUUGGUAAGAAAAUCAAAGAAGGAAUGGAGGAAGCUGCAAAAACAGCUAAAACCUCUGCAGAGUCGGUCUCUAAGAGUGGGGAGAAGCUGGGGAAGUCUGGUGCAUUCAAAGCAAUAUCUCAGGGCAUGGAGAGUGUGAAGAAAGAGAUCGGUGACCUUGGCCACACUGGCCCUUACAGACCUCCAGUCAGGCUACGAAAGAGGACCGAGUUCUCCUCCAGGGGAGCAGGGGAUGAUAAAGUCUUCGAAGCCAACGAGGAAGCUAUGGGAAUGGUGCUGCAUAAGAACUCCAAAUGGUACCAACAGUGGAAAGACUUCAAGGACAACAAUGUGGUCUUUAACAGGUUUUUUGAGAUGAAGAUGAAGUAUGAUGAGAGUGACAACAUCUUCAUCAGAGCAUCACGAGCUGUCGCUGACAAGAUGACCAACGUUAUCGGAGGGUUAUUUUCAAAGACAGAAAUGUCGGAGGUUAUGACGGAGAUUCUGAAGGUGGAUCCUUCUUUUGAUAAGGACUCCUUCCUAAAACAGUGCGAACGCGACAUCAUCCCAAACAUACUGGAGGCGAUGAUCCAAGGGGAGCUGGAGGUUCUGAAGGACUGGUGUUUUGAAGCGACCUACAGCCAACUUGCACAUCCAAUUCAGCAGGCCAAGGCCAUGGGGCUUCAGUUCCACUCCAAGAUCCUGGACAUAGACAGCAUCGAUCUGGCCAUGGGUAAGAUGAUGGAGCAGGGGCCAGUGCUGAUUAUAACAUUCCAGGCUCAGAUGGUCAUGGUGAUUCGAAACGCAAAGGGAGAGGUGGUGGAGGGAGAUCCUGAAAAGGUGCUCAGGAUGAUGUAUGUGUGGGCUCUUUGCCGAGACCAGGAAGAGCUGAACCCGAAUGCUGCCUGGAGACUACUGGACAUCUCCGCCUCAAGCACCGAGCAGAUCCUCUAAGCCAAAAAAUACUUCUCCAGGGAGAGAACAGGCUGUUCCUGAUCUGGUCCUGGAUGAGAGGGCGGGAGAGAGACGUGUAGAGAUCAGCAACAUGGUGCCUAGGCUCGUUCCUUUACACUCUGGAGUAGUGUUGCUAAACACAAUAGGUGCCUCUCUCUUGUCUUUUUAACUACAGCAUCUCAGAGUUCAAGUUCUUUUCUUCUUUUUUACCUUUGAAUGCCUGAGUUGUUUGUGCCCAUUCUUCUGACUCACACUAGAGGGCAGCAGAGCACCAAAGUACUUUCUAGAAGCAACACUUCUGUUUCUGACUUUCAGAGGUUAAAUGAAAACGAUUCAUUAAGAUCCACCCAUUUAAAUGAUGGCUUUGAUUUGAUUACAUGGAAUUCCAGGAAGCGGUUCGUAACCCGUUUCAGCACGACCUCUUCCUCUGUAACCGAGUCGUUAAAGUGUCUCUCCUCCCCAGAUUAGUUAUUUUAUUGGCCAGAGGUAUCGGUGCCAAUCACAGCGCUCCCAUCAGGAACUGUUACUCUUGUUUGUAAAGUUAUCAUUCAGUGUAACUGUUAAGCUGUCAGCAGAGCUGUAUUUAUUAUGAGAAAUAAAGAUUAACUUAAUUUUC
This is a messenger RNA of Nothobranchius furzeri (turquoise killifish), 2061 nucleotides long. RefSeq names its product translocase of inner mitochondrial membrane 44 homolog (yeast) (gene timm44). Lineage: Eukaryota; Metazoa; Chordata; Actinopteri; Cyprinodontiformes; Nothobranchiidae. Gene Ontology annotation, biological process: protein import into mitochondrial matrix. Gene Ontology annotation, molecular function: protein-folding chaperone binding. Gene Ontology annotation, cellular component: mitochondrial inner membrane. The record is from RefSeq and is a predicted model, not a curated record.